Molecule: messenger RNA, 2487 nt
Organism: Effrenium voratum
Lineage: Eukaryota; Dinophyceae; Suessiales; Symbiodiniaceae
Source: the annotation of a GenBank genome assembly
GUCAUGUUCUGGGGAUCUGAGCAUUGCAUUGUCGCAUCCCACUUUCGCCUUGCGACCUCGCGACCUCGCGACCCCGCGACCCAUGGCCAUGCAUCGGGAGAUGCCGGAGGGGCCGAUGGUCGAGCCGACGGGAAUGCCGCGCUUGAGCCCUUCACAGCUACUUGAGCACCUCGAGAAAAGUCGACAGUCUGGCCAGCUUCAGAACAUGCCGUCCCUGGCGCAGGCAGCAAAUGGCCAUCAAGGGAGAUGGGGCUCCCAAGCGCAGAUGCAUGGCCAUCCAGGCCAACAUGGCCCCGCGGUUUCCCCGCAUGCGCCAUCGUAUGGUGCACACCCAGCACACGCGGCGCAGCCGCCGCCACACCCAGCAGCGCACCCGCCCCCGCAGCCGCCCCCCCACCUAGCUGCACACUCGCCGCCACACCUAGCAGCACACCCGCCCCCGCACAUGGCAGCGCAGCCGCCCCCCCACCUAGCUGCACACUCGCCGCCACACCUAGCAGCACACCCGGCGGCACAUCCGGCGGCGCACCCACCGCCACAUUCAGUGGCACACCCGGCAGCGCACCCAGCACAUCCACCACAUCCAGCAGCACACCCAGCAGCUUCUGGCCCUCAAGCACAUCCAGCGCACCCGGCGCAUCAAGCUCACCCAUCUCCACACUCAACGCACGGGUCACAUCCGGCUCCAUCGCACCCAUGCCACGCAGCGAACAGUUCACCCCACCUCUCGGGGUCAAAAGGACCUCAGCUGCCGCUGGAGAAGCGCGCGGCCUCGCCACCGAUCUCACCUCAUAGGGAGUUGGACCACCAUGACGAGGAGCUUUUGCACCGCCUCAAGGAGCGCCAUGCCGACGUGGCUGCCAAGGCCUCUUUGCCCUCGUCGAAAACCUCCCACGGGGACCGGGGGGCCCUGUCCCCGCACGCAGCCCAUGCAGCCCAUGCUGCUCACGCGGCUGCGGUCAGCGGGGAUUUGGAGCCGCCCUUGACAUUGCCCCGGAAGGGGGAGGAGUCCCUGGAGCUCACGGAGGCCAUGCAGACGGAGGCGGCGGCCCGGGACGUGGAGCUCCACGUGCUCCGCAAGGAGCUGGCGACGCGGAAGGAAGAGCACUUGAACUUGGAGAGCCAAAUGCGCGAUAAGGAGGCGAAGCUUCGGGCGGCCACGGGCCAGGCGAGCACCUUGUCGGCCAAGGUGGAGGCCAAGGCCAACGGGGAGCAGGCGGUACUGCACGCGUCGGCGCGGCAGAUUGACAUGCAGACCUCCGCUCUGCGGAAGCGGCUGGCGCAGAUGGGCACGGAGUUGGCCGAGAAGGAGGAGGAGUUGCAGGCUAUGCAGGAGGCCUGCCAGCAUGGCAGCAAUGCCUUGAAAGCCAAAGAGCAACAGCACAAGGCGAUGCUCGAAAAGCACAAGGCGCAAGAUGAGCAGGUGAAGAAGCUGCAGACGGAUAGCCACCAGCUACAACGACACCUCUCCAUCGACCACUGGCGCCAUCAGGUGGAGGCCCUGGUGGAGCAGGAGAAGCAGGAGGCGCAUUUGGUGAAGCAGCGCCGGGAGAAGCAGCGCCAGGUGGAAGCCUUCAACGAGGAGCUGGGGACCUUGCGGAGCUACUUGAUACGUAUGGAGGAGAAGAGCAACUACCACAAGGAGGAGAUUGCUCGGCGCAAGGAGCAUUUAAAGGCCCUGGUCAUGGAAGAGCGGCUCUGCGUGGCGGCGGCGCGGCUGGGCACGGGCACUGCGGAGGAGUUGAAGAAGGGCCAGAUGGAGGAGCAGCGGGCCCUCCAGGCGAAACUCCAGGAGGAGAUGGGGCGCCACAACUCCCUGGCGGAGCAGGCGAAGAGCUACGACCAGCUAGAGGCGGACGCUCGGAGAUACCAGGACCAGCUGAAAGCGCUGACCCUUUGCGUGCGGGAGGCUGCCAAGGCGAUGCAGGAGACGCCCCUUUCCACGACGAACGCGGUGGACGAGGCCAUUGCCAGCUUCACUCUGAAGAUGCGCCAACAGGGGGAGCUGGUGCCGCCCAUCUUGCGGCUGAGCGCAAUGAGCCACCAGAUGGGCAGUCUGAAUGUGAACUGCGAGCUCUCUCACUCUGGGCAGCUCUGUGUGAGGACCAAGGCGGGUUUGGUGCCCAUGGCCGACUUCAUGCGCCAGCAGGGCCUGCUGCGCGGCUCACCGGGCGCCGCCAAAACGCCGCCUCACAGCGCCCCUGCGCACGGAGCGCACGGCGCGCACGGCGCGCAUGGCGCGCACGGCCCGCACGGCGCGCACGGCGCGCACGGCGCGCACGGCGCCCAGCUGAGUCCACAGAGCGCCCAUCCGUUGCGUUCGCAUCCGGGCGCUCCGCGGGCGCAACAGGCAGUGCCAAAGAGCACAGCUCGGAAGUCGGCGGAGCAUGCGGCGGCUGAGGCACAUGCUGCGCCGCACAAGAUUGUUCACCAUGAAGGGGGGGCCUCUAUGGCCGUGUGAGGUUUCUUGCAAAUGCUCCGUGAUGG